AUGCCCAGCUUACAAUGCAUCAUACUGUCAUUCUUGGCCACUUUCAGUUCAUUUACAACAGCAGUACCCUUGAAAGCACAUCAAGGUAGCGUGCAAGAUAUCAUUAUCAACAAGGAUAACACCAUAAAUGGCACAAAUACUCCAUCUGUGCCGCUAUCGGGGUUCUCUGCCGGUGCUCCUCUUGACAUAUCCAUAGUGAACAACAAGAGUGGAAGCGGUUCCCUAAAUGCAUACAUCACAGGGCGCGAUUCCACAGGCGCCGUGGUGUUCCUGUCGCCGUCGGGAGACUGGUACUACCCGGACCCCGAAGGAAGCACGUCACCAAUGGAGAUAUUCGAAGACAUGGCAUUGCCGCUCAGUGGGUUCGGAGGCUCCAGAACCUUCACCCUGCCGGGAUACAUCACGGCAGCCCGGAUAUGGAUCGCAGAGGGCGGGCUCAACUUUUACGCCCUCGCCUCCGACGGCACGCAGCUGGUCGAGCCUUCCUUCGCAAACCCUGCAGACCCGUCGGCCAUGGUGGACUGGGGCUUCGUGGAGCUGACCUACACCGCCGACGGCAUCUGGGCCAACCUCUCCUUCGUCGACUUCGUCAGCAUGGUCUUGGGCAUGAAUCUGAGGUUGGGGAGCGGCGAGGUGCAGGCCCGCAAGGGCCUCAAGGCCGGUGCCGUGGAGAGCAUCUGCAAGGCGCUCAACGCGCAGACCGCCGUCGAUGGCCAGCCCUGGGGCGACAUGUGCAUCACUGAUGGUUCCGGCAAUCCCCUCAGGAUCCUGGCGCCUAAUAUGUAUGCCCGUAUCAACGGUACAGCCUUCCAGGACUACUUUGAUGAUUACAUCGAACAAGUUUGGUCACACUACACAACCCACAACCUGACCAUUGACACCCAAUCCGGCCCGGGUCUGGUCAACUGCCACGUCGAGGGCGGCUACAACCUGUUCUGCGACGGCGACAACCGAAGCUACUGCAAACCCUCGGCGGCGGACAUCUUCGGUUGCAACUCGGGACCGUUCGCUCUUAUUGACGGCGACAACGACGUCCACCAGGCCGUUGUGCCGCGCCUCUGCGCCGCCUUCAACCGCGGCACGCUCCUAGGGGCCGGCGGGAACGUGCAGCCGUCACUGGGCAGCGAUUCCUACUACCAAACAAGCCCGAACAACCACUACUCGCGCAUCGUACAUCAGUAUGAGGCGGAUGGCCUGGGUUAUGCGUUCUCCUAUGAUGACGUAAAUCCGAGUGGAGAGAAUGAGGCGGGUCUCGUUGCUGGACCGGAUCCGAAGUUGCUUGAGAUUGUCAUCGGGGGCUCUUCGUAG
Molecule: messenger RNA, 1308 nt
Organism: Truncatella angustata
Lineage: Eukaryota; Fungi; Ascomycota; Sordariomycetes; Amphisphaeriales; Sporocadaceae
Product: glucanase B
Exons: 2
Coding region: 1-1308 (435 amino acids)
Source: RefSeq, a predicted model, not a curated record